This is a messenger RNA of Colletotrichum aenigma, 936 nucleotides long. RefSeq names its product putative oxidoreductase. NCBI's taxonomy places the organism in Eukaryota, Fungi, Ascomycota, Sordariomycetes, Glomerellales, Glomerellaceae. The transcript has a single exon. The record is from RefSeq and is a predicted model, not a curated record. Bases 1 to 936 code for a protein of 311 amino acids.
AUGGCGACGGCGUUUUUGAUGGGAGGUUACAACUUCAACCCGGACAAGGAUAUUCCGGAUUUGACUGGGAAGGUCAUCAUAGUUACGGGCGGAAAUGCCGGCCUCGGCUUGGAGACGAUUCGGCAAAUCUCGAAACAUAACCCCGCGCACAUUUACCUGGCGGGUCGCUCAAAGGAAAGGGGCGAGAAGGCCAUUGAGGAGCUGAAGGGAGGAGCCAGCGUGUCGCCCAUCUCGUAUCUGCCCCUGGACCUCUCAUCAUUCGAGAGCGUAAAGGCCGCCGCUAAGCAGUUCAAAGAGGAGUCUCAGCGCCUUGACCUGCUAAUUAACAAUGCCGGCAUCAUGUCCACGCCCGACGGCCUCACCAAGGAGGGUUAUGAAAUCCAGUUCGGCACCAACCACAUGGGCCACGCCCUCUUCACCCAGCUCCUCCUUCCCGUCAUGAAGAAGACUGCGAACGAGAACCCAGACGUGAGAAUUGUCUUCCUCUCGUCCGGCGCUGAGGGCUGGGCGCCCAAGGGCACGUACGAAUUCGACAAGCUCAAGACCAAAAUGCCCGAGAUCGCAAGCCGCUACCGCUACGGCAUCUCCAAGGUGGCCAACAUCCACUACGCCGCGGCGCUCGCCGAGCGCAACCCCGAGCUCAAGGUCACGAGCAUCCACCCAGGCGUCGUGGAGACCAACCUCGCCCAGUCCAUCAUGAACAACUCCAACUUCCUCGUCGGCAUGGUCGUGUACCUCGGCGUCAAGGUCGUAGCGGUGAGUCCGCAGAAGGGCGCGCUCAACCAGCUCUGGGCCUCGUUCAGCCCGGAUGUGAAGAGCGGGACGUUCUACCACCCGGUGGGCGUGACCGGUAAAGGUACCCGAUUGAGCGAGAACAAGGAGAAGCGGGAUGCGUUGUGGAAUUGGACCGAAGAAGAGCUACGGAGCCAUCUAUAG